AUGACGACGGGACGCAACACAACGAAGCUACGAGGACAAGUUCGAGAAAUGAUCCCGGGUUGGCAUUCAGGCGUCUCCGAGGAUUCAGUCCCCAGCGUGGCUUACCAACUCAUUAUGACUUGCCUUCGUCGUCAAAUGGGGGGUGGAAUUGAGUGGCUGACAGAGGGCGAAGUCCGGAACCCCUGUCAACAUCACUUCGUCUGUCGGACUUGCACGUCUGAUGCUGCACUAAAGAACGACGAAUGCUAUUGGCGUGAGCUUACUCAAGAUGAGUGGGAGGCAAAGAAGGAGUCGUUCGAGCAGCAAGUUCUCAACGGCACGAUCAAAGGACGCGCUGCACGUUCCGACAAGGGUAUCAGUCGAAAGAGAGGUUCAAAACAGACCCAUAAAAGUCGCGAGACUGUGAAUACUGAUGGAUCAGAGGACGAGAACAACCAGGAGAAUGGAGACGAAGAACCGGAGACGAUCAACACACAGGAACAACACCAGGAACUCAAUGGCAACCAACGCGAAGACACCCACCUGGAGAACGACAUCACUAUGACCGAUGAUAUGAUGCUGCGACCAGAUUCCCUCGGUACUCUUCCUACACCUCCGCUUGAUUAUGACCUGGAUCCCUUUGAUCCCGAAGUCCUCCGCAUGUUCCUCGAGAGCCAGGAUCUUCCCUAUGAGCCUUUGCAUGGCGCAGGCACCAGCACCCUUACUCCAGCUGAUGGUUAUGUAUUCUAG
Molecule: messenger RNA, 729 nt
Organism: Suillus clintonianus
Lineage: Eukaryota; Fungi; Basidiomycota; Agaricomycetes; Boletales; Suillaceae
Exons: 2
Coding region: 1-729 (242 amino acids)
Source: RefSeq, a predicted model, not a curated record